Molecule: messenger RNA, 3615 nt
Organism: Xenopus laevis (African clawed frog)
Lineage: Eukaryota; Metazoa; Chordata; Amphibia; Anura; Pipidae
Gene: cnnm1.L
Product: cyclin and CBS domain divalent metal cation transport mediator 1 L homeolog
Exons: 9
Coding region: 444-2756 (770 amino acids)
Biological process (GO): magnesium ion homeostasis; transmembrane transport
Cellular component (GO): membrane; plasma membrane
Molecular function (GO): transmembrane transporter activity
Source: RefSeq, a predicted model, not a curated record
GAUAUAGCCAAAUGCCACCUUUUCCAGAGGUUUGAAGUGACAUUUUAUUUGAAUACCUAAGAGGGAAAGGUUUUUUUUUUUAAAUGCCCCAGGGCUCACGUGACAGACCCCUAAUGCAGCCACUGGGCCACACACAUAUUUAUACUGUCGUCGACUGUUCUGUAUAUCCAGCCCAGGCAAUGGCAUUUUACUUUGCAACAACGUAAUGCAAGUAGCCCUCAGGCUUAUUUCAGGCUGUAGAUAUUACUCGCCAUCGCCAAACUGCUACUACUCCUCAGAUUUUCCCUUCUCCUCACCCGCCUUGGCGCGCAAAACCCCCCACCUCAGCCUCGUCACUCGGGUCCCACCUCAGACUCCCCGAGCAAUAGAAAGCUUUGCUUCGCGCUACUGCUGAUCACGUGCCUCCCUCGCCUCGUUCGCGCAACCUGUCACACACUGUCACGAUGGCGGAGGCCGUCGGUGGCCGGUAUGGAUCCGGGGCAGUGUUUCUCCUUUUUAUCUCCCUCUCCCCGCGGCCGGUUUCCCUGUGGCUGCUAGGACUCAGACCAGAAGAUACAGUAGGCGGACAUGUUAGCCUAGAAGGUGGUACCCUGAGGGCAUCCGAGGGAAGUCGCUUUACUCUCCGUGUUUAUUUCCAGCCGCCUCUACCGGCGCAGCAACUUCAGCCCCCGCUCCUGUACAAUACCCCGACGGCGGAAAACGCGAGCAGCCCUAGACUGGUGUUUAUCGAGGAGCCUCGGUCCCCUAGCGGUUCCAAUCCGUGCCAAGACGAGGGGGCAUGGGCCUCGGACGUGGAGGUGAUGGGCCCGCUUCAAUCCUCGCCGGCCCUCGUAGGCUCUGCGGUGGUGGAGGUGCGGGUUAGAGAGCUGAGGAAAGGCGAGCGUUGGAAGCUGUUCUCCCUCUGCGCCUUUGAUGGGAGCCGAUGGGAACAUCACGCCGGAGGCCACUUUGCGCUGGAGGUGCGAGAGGCUGAGGCGGGACUGCCGGUCUGGCUGCGAGUGUUGGUGUCGCUUCUCCUUUUGGGCUUCUCUGCUGUGUUCUGCGGCCUCCGGCUCAGUCUCCUGUCUCUAGACCCCGUAGAGCUGCGGGUGCUGCAGAACAGCGGUUCGGCCGCGGAGAAGGAACACGCCCGCCGGGUCCAAUCAGUGCGCAGCAGCGGCUCCUACCUGCUCUGCACUCUGCUGCUGGGUCACGUGCUUACUAAUGCGUCCCUGGCCGGCUGGCUCUGCUCUUCUCUACCUGUCACAGCCGCGGGCAAUUGGCUGCCAGUGCUGGUGUGCGCCGCCUGCGUCUUCCUAUGCGGGGAAGUAGCUCCUUACUCGGUGUGUUCUCGCCAUGGCCUGGCCAUCGCCUCCCGCACCGUCUGGCUCACACGUCUACUCAUGGCCGUCGCCUUCCCGGUGUGUUUCCCUCUCAGCCGCUUGUUGGACUGGGCUCUGCGCCAGGAGAUCAGCACCUUCUACACCCGCGAGAAGCUCUUGGAGACCCUACGAGCCGCCGACCCUUAUAACGAUCUGGUAAAGGAGGAGCUGAACAUCAUCCAAGGGGCCUUGGAGCUCAGGACUAAGGCGGUGGAGGAUGUGCUCACCCCGCUGGGAGACUGCUUCAUGCUGCGCUCAGACGCGGUGUUAGACUUCAGCACAGUCUCCGAGAUUCUCCGCAGCGGCUACACUCGCAUCCCGGUGUACGAGGGGGAAGAUCGAUCCAACAUCGUCGACAUCUUGUUCGUCAAAGACUUGGCCUUUGUGGACCCGGAUGACUGCACCCCUCUGCAGACUGUCACCCGCUUCUACCACCGGCCCCUGCACUGCGUCUUCAAUGACACCAAGCUGGACGCUGUGCUCGAGGAGUUCAAGAAGGGAAAAUCGCAUCUCGCAAUAGUCCAGAGAGUUAACAAUGAAGGAGAAGGAGACCCCUUUUACGAGGUGAUGGGCAUUGUCACACUAGAAGAUAUUAUCGAAGAGAUCAUAAAGUCUGAGAUCCUUGAUGAGACUGAUCUGUAUACAGAUAAUAAAAAAAAAGAGAGAAUCCCACACCGUGAGCGAAAACAACACGAUUUCUCACUUUUCAAACUUUCAGACAGUGAAAUGAAGGUAAAGAUUUCCCCACAACUUCUUCUGGCUACACAUCGCUUUAUGGCAACAGAGGUUGAACCUUUUAAAGCCCCCUAUCUAUCAGAAAAAAUUCUACUACGUCUUCUAAAGCAUCCAAAUGUAAUCCAAGAGGUAAAGUUUGAUGAGAAAAAUAAAAAAGCAUCAGAGCAUUAUCUAUACCAACGGAAUCGGCCUGUGGACUAUUUUAUAUUAAUUAUACAGGGAAAAGUCGAAGUAGAAGUUGGCAAGGAGGGACUAAGAUUUGAGAAUGGAGCAUUCACAUACUAUGGAGUUCCUGCUAUCAUGACUGCAGUGUCUUCAGUAGAUAAUGACGUGAGAAAAGUUGGGAGCUUGGCUGGGUCAUCUUUUCUGUUACCUGUGUCUGUAUCUCGCACCUUCGCUUUCAGCAGAGGGGAAUCUUUGGCUGGAUCCCCAGUAAACAGAUCCCCUUCUCGCUGCAGUGGGUUGAAUCGCUCUGAAUCCCCUAACAGAGAGCGCAAUGACUAUGGUGGAAGCACUAACCAAUUAAGCAACAGCAACAACAAUCUCUACACACCUGAUUAUUCAGUACACAUCCUUUGUGAUGUGCAGUUUGUGAAGCUCAUUACUGCGAAAAUAUUUAUCACAAUUCCUGCCCCACCCAGACAGAACAGCAGAGGGUGAUCCCCCUCGCUGAUUUGCAUAUGCAAAUUAGGGUUUGGUUCGGUAUUCGGCCGAAUCUUUCACAAAGGAUUCAGGGGUUUCGGGUUCGGCCAAAUCCAAAAAAGUGGAAAAAAUGGGUGGGUAUAUAUCCCCUAUAAAUGUUUGAUUGUUCAGGCUCUCUUGGACAAUUGAAAAUUUCGUGGGCCAGUGACCAAUCAGUGAUCAUGCUAAAAUGUAAAAUGUUAGUUACUAGAGCAGGACUCAUGUAAUUUUAAAGAUCAUACUAUGUUUCAACUGUAUGUUCUUGCUGACUUGCAAAGGGCAACACAGCAGGCCACUAUUUCCAAAAUAGAGGGCUCUUAUCCUGGUUUGAAAUCACAAUAUUUGGCAAGCCCUUGAAUUUAAAGAAUGAACCAGUGAGAGAAACUAGAAAGCAGGAGAGACAGGGAUUCUUGAAAAUAUUUGCACUUUUUGCAAUUUAUUUUUCUGGCAUUUUUUAUUUACCUGUAAAUUAGUGUCCUACAGCUUUGUCUACCCCUUAAUAGUGACAGUACUCUGACAUCUGUGGACAAUUCCAAGGCAAAGGAGGAUGAACAAUGUUGUGUCCUGAAGGAGAAAACUGAGUUCAUUAUUAAGGUGGAUGUGGUAGGACUGGAAGUAAUCAAAAAGAAAGACAGAUGUUCUCUCGUGACCUGGAAUAAAUGUACCAAUGUUUAAAUAUGUAAUAUAAAAAGGUGAACAUCACAUGACAUGCGCACAAUUGUGGUUUGCUCACAUGCUCCACACUGAAUGCUAAAAAACAGAAAAAAAUUGUUUUUUUUACUAUAAAAUCCAAAUUUUUAGUGGAAAAAAAAAAUUCAAAUUUUCGGGAUUUAGUAUA